CAUUAAGAAGCCCCGUUACUUUCCUAAGAAUCUUAUCCAUCAUCUCCCUCAAACACAAACCGCCAUUUUCCUCUGCUUCUUCCUCCAAUUCUUACUGUACAUUUUUGGUACGAUGAAAUAUCUACUACUUUCAAUUGCAUAGCACAAUCUCAAAUGUACAUCCACAAAAUAAUGGCAUUUUCAACAACAGCAAAGCUAUCUGAAUUACCAUUGCGCAACACUCUCCCAUUCACCUGUUCCCACUGUUCUUCCUCGCCUUAUUCAAUCUUUAAAUCCCCUAAACAUUGUUUUUCUCUCUCAAAAACCUUUUCUUCUCUCAAAACAACCCAAACCCACAAAAACCCACAUUCUAAAUAUCCCCAAAACCCUUCCAAAACCCCUAAUUCAGCUCCCUGGCUCAAGAAAUGGCCUGCAAUUGACCCGUCAAAUGUUCCGCUUGACGCCGGGGUUAGUGAUUCGAGUUCGAGGAUUAAAGUUGUGGAGAAUAAAGGGAAGGGUGCAAUUGAGAGGAUUGUAAAUAGGUUGAGGAGUUUGGGUUUGGAGUCAGAUGAUGAGGAAGUAAGUGAUAUGGAUGAUGAGGAUGAGGAGAAAUUGGGGGAUUUGUUGAAGAAAGAUUGGAUUAGGAAUGAUACUAUGUUGGUUGAAGAGGAGAAGAGGAGUGAUUUUGGGUUGUUGCCUUGGGAGAGGGAGGAGGAGGAGGAGCAAAAUGUGGGUGGAACUGCCCGAAUUCAGGAGGUGAGAGAAAAUGAGAAGGCAAAACGGGUUGUUAGAGCGCCAACAUUGGCUGAUUUGACAAUUGAGGAAUCAGAGUUGAAAAGAUUGAGAGGGCAAGGGAUGGUGUUGAGGGAUAAAGUCAAUGUGGCUAAAGCUGGGGUUACUCAGGCUGUGUUGGAGAAGAUUCAUGCUAAAUGGAGAAAAACUGAGUUGGUUAGGUUGAGAUUUCACGAAGAUUUAGCUCAUGAUAUGAAGACUGCCCAUAUUCUUGUAGAGCGCCGAACUGGAGGAUUAGUUAUAUGGAGAUCGGGAAGUGUCAUGGUGGUGUACCGUGGAAAGAACUAUGAGGGACCACCAUCUAAAUCUUCAGCAGAUGCAUCUUCUGUAAAUAUAGCUGCAGUGAAUAAUGAAAAUGCUGCUGGUGCAUCGAUAGAAACUACUUCACCUCAUGUACAGGCUCUACAACAGUCUAGGAGUCUGACAGCAGAGGAAGUUGAAUACAAUGAUCUUCUUGAUUGUUUAGGUCCUCGAUUUGUUGAUUGGUGGGGUACAGGAAUACUUCCGGUUGAUGGUGAUUUGCUUCCUCAAACAGUUCCUGGUUUCCAUCCACCAUUGAGGCUACUUCCAUCUGGUAUGCGGUUGGGAUUGACAAACGCUGAGUUGACCAAUUUACGGAAGCUGGCGAAGACCCUUCCUUGUCAUUUUGCUCUUGGUAGGAAUAGACAUCAUCAGGGCUUGGCAGCUUCUAUAAUUAAGCUUUGGGAAAAGAGUUUAGUGGCGAAGAUUGCUGUAAAACGAGGAGUUCAGAACACUAACAACGAGCUGAUGUCGGAGGAGUUGAAGACACUCACAGGAGGCACCUUACUGCUGCGGAACAAAUUUUUUAUUGUUCUAUACCGGGGAAAAGAUUUCCUUCCAAGUAGUGUCGCCACUGCUGUAUUGGAAAGACAGGAACUCACAAAAAGAAUCCAAGAUGCUGAAGAAAAUGCACGAAUUGGAUCUUUCGAGGCAACUAGUUCUUGUGAAGCUGAAGAUGCACCUGCUGGUACAUUAGCUGAAUUCUAUGAAGCCCAAGCCAGGUGGGGCAGAGAAAUAUCAGCUGAGGAACUAGAAAAGAUGAGAGAAGAAGCUUCUUCUGCUAAAAAUGUGAAGGAGGUCAAAAAAGUUGAACAUAAAUUAGCUCUGGCCCAGUCAAAGAAGCUUCGAGCAGAGACAUUGUUAGCGAGAAUAGAAGCAUCGAUGAUACCUGUUAGUCCAUCUGAUGACCUGGAAACAAUCACUGACGAGGAAAGGUUUACGUUUCGCAGGAUUGGUUUAAGCAUGAAGGCCUACUUGCCUCUUGGUAUCCGUGGUAUCUUUGAUGGUGUCAUUGAAAAUAUGCAUUUGCAUUGGAAGCAUAGAGAAUUAGUUAAGUUAAUCACCAAACAGAAAACCCUUGCCUUUGUGGAAGAAACAGCAAGACUAUUAGAGUAUGAGAGUGGUGGCAUAUUGGUCGCUAUAGAACGGGUGCCAAAAGGGUAUGCUCUCAUAUAUUACCGUGGAAAGAAUUAUCAGAGGCCUGUCAGCUUGAGGCCAAGAAAUCUUUUGACAAAACAAAAAGCAUUCAAACGUGCUAUUGCGAUGCAGCGCCACGAGGCGCUCAGUCAGCACAUAUCUGAAUUGGAGAGAAAUAUAGACCAGAUCAAAGAUGGUGAUAGUAAAGCUGCAGAAGAUGAAAAAGAGUUUGGUUCAGACUCAGAAAUCCGCCAAAGUGCGUCGACUAUUAAUCUAGAUUCUGGUGACGAGGAUGAUGAUGACUUUAAUGAUUCUGAUGACGACUUCAAUAACUCUGAUGAUGAUUUUGAUUAUCCGGAUGAUGGUUCCGAUGAAUCCACUAGUGUUGAAGACUAUGCUUAAUCCCUCCAUUGAAGAGUUGAUUAAUUAAAUUUCGAAUUGGACAACUUUUCUGCAGAGGCUAAAACGAAGCUAAAGCGUUGCACGGAGAUUGCUGAGCGGGAUGCUUGUACUGUAUUUACUAGGAUGGCAUUCCUCCAUGAUCAAAAUCAUGGUGGAACCAUUUUCAUCCAUGCAUUCUCAAUGUCAUCUAAAUAUUUUUCUAUUCGACGUUCUAUAGAAUCCUGGAACAUCCUCACCAUCAAAUCCAUCUACCGUGAAGCAAAUUGAGUGGCUAAAUUUCUUUCAACUUUUAGAUAAACUAGUAUUCCUUUAAUCUUGCUCCUUUGUAAUUUAGAUCAUCCUAUACUUUAGAUAAAUCAUCACUAAAUGUACUGCCGACCGCACUGUUCCUUUGUAACAUCACAAGUUUAUAAAAAUCUUUGUUUGUUCA
Spinacia oleracea (spinach) is the source of this 3040-nucleotide messenger RNA. Its product is annotated as CRM-domain containing factor CFM3, chloroplastic/mitochondrial. The record is from RefSeq and is a predicted model, not a curated record. NCBI's taxonomy places the organism in Eukaryota, Viridiplantae, Streptophyta, Magnoliopsida, Caryophyllales, Amaranthaceae. Gene Ontology annotation, molecular function: mRNA binding. The transcript is spliced from 10 exons. Gene Ontology annotation, biological process: RNA splicing, via transesterification reactions. Bases 154 to 2610 code for a protein of 818 amino acids.